Molecule: messenger RNA, 1836 nt
Organism: Hydractinia symbiolongicarpus
Lineage: Eukaryota; Metazoa; Cnidaria; Hydrozoa; Anthoathecata; Hydractiniidae
Product: mitochondrial import inner membrane translocase subunit TIM50-like
Exons: 10
Coding region: 214-1287 (357 amino acids)
Molecular function (GO): phosphoprotein phosphatase activity
Source: RefSeq, a predicted model, not a curated record
AACGAGAGGGGUGCUUAAUAUAAGACAGGAACAAAAAAAGUAAAAGAAAAAACUGUUGCGACUUUUUGAUCCGAAAGGUUCCGUUGCAGCAGGAAGAGUCAAAAAUCGCGAGAAAAUCACGAUUUUUUCAGCCCCCAGGGGGCUUCCUCGUCUGGGAAACCAGGGCACGUACACAAUCCUGUUUUCUAAUGCGUCCGCAUAUAUUUUUGCACAAUGGCGGCUGUCGCAUGUGCAAAAAACGCAAAAAACAGUCUUUUUCUGAGAUUUAUAAUUAAAAAUCCUUGUAGUGAAUGCACUGCUUAUAACGGUAUAAUAAGAAGAAAUCUUACAAGCAUUUGCAGCAGAAAUGUGAACAAAUUACGUUUUUUUCAAAAUCGUUUUCUCAACAAAAGAGUUCAAGUAGUGAAUUAUUAUGUAAAAAAGAAGGAAAAGUCAACUGGGCCCUCAUCAGCUGUGUGGGCUGCUUUAGGUGGUGUGACAUGUGGGUUAUUGAUAAGUGCUAUUGCAUAUUUAGGACGUGCAGAAGCUGAUGGCGAUGAUAUAUAUCAAAAUGAAAAUUUUAUCUUGGCACAUGUUUACAGAUUUCGAGACCGCUUACAUGAAUACAGAGAGUCAUUUGUGGAGCCUUCGUCAGAUGUAUUGCUUCCUGAUCCUCUGCCAGAACCAUACAUUCAACCAAAGUACACAUUAGUGUUAGAACUUACAGAUGUUCUUGUUCAUCCAGAAUAUGACAGAUCGAGUGGCUGGAGAUUUCGUAAAAGACCUGGUGUGUCGCAGUUUUUGAAAGCUUUGACGUUACCAAUGUAUGAAAUUGUAAUAUACACCCACGAAAAUGGUUUUAGUUCUGCACCUGUUAUUGAAGGAUUGGAUCCAGAAGGAUUUAUUAUGUACAAGUUGUUUCGAGACGCCACCAAAUAUAUGAAUGGUACACAUGUUAAGGAUCUUUCCAAACUUAACCGCGACAUAACAAAAGUGAUUUUGGUCGAUUGUGAUGCGAAAACUAGUAUUUUACAGCCAAGAAAUUCAUUGGUACUAAAGAAAUGGGAAGGAGAUCCGAAGGAUACUUCUUUACUGGAAUUAAUUCCAUUUUUUCAUGCCAUCUCAGUUUCGAAUGUUGAUGAUGUAAGACCUGUGCUAGAUUUCUAUCGCGGUGAAGAGGACGUGGUUGCAGCCUUUCGUCGCAAUCAAGAUAUCCUACGUCAACAACAAGAAGAAAUGUUAGCUCAACAACAACAACAAAAGACUGGCAGUAGUUUUUUUGGAAGAGGGAUAUUUGGACGGAGGUGAAUUGCUGACUUAGCAACUUUAAAGAAUUCAUAGGUUUGUGUCAAAUGCUGUGAUUUAGACGGUCUGACACGUGGAAGAAGAAAAAACAAAGAAUAAACAGAACAGUGGAGUGGAGUUUUAUGGACAAUUCAGAAAAGCAAAGGAAUUUAUACAAAUGAAGUCAUUAAAAGUUUUGUUCCGUUAUAUUUUUCUGGGUUUUUUUAUAACUAUGUAUUUUUUUCUUUGUAAACACGUCUUAUGCAGGUGCUGCGAAGUUUGAUAAAGUGUGCCUUCCUCAAAAAACUUCCUUGCCAACCACUUUACAGAGUUAACAUAAGGGUAACGCUGUAAGAACCUUUUUUAAAAAUCAUUCUCUGCUAUCCAAUUUUAAUCGCGUCCGAAAAUUGACGAAAAUGAACGAAUAAACUUAAAGUAGUUAACAUUUUCUAUUUUUACUUAGAUUAAGAAUUUUAUGUAGAAAUUCUAGUUGUAUUUUAUAUUCAUCAAUGUUUGCAACAGCGAUAAUAUCCAGAGUUGGUUUGCACAAUAUAGCAAACUAUUUGAAAUUGU